GCAGAAAAAAAAAAGAGAAAAGGAAAAAAGUAUAACGCGGCGUCAAUGCUGGCGAAAAGUUCAUCGUUUCACUUUUGAGAACCAUUAAAAGCAAUAUUACCAAGGAGUGCACCAAAACAGUUUUGAUAUCCUCCUAAUCAGAACCGGAUAAAGAAACCGAUUAUUUCACUCAUCGCUGCGAUGCCGAAAUCACUGGAAAAGACACGCAAGCAAAUUGCGAAGAAGCGCAAUGGGGUUAUGAACAAUCUUCACGAAAACUCACGAAACGCCAGGAGAUUACACACUGCUCAAGUGAGAGAUGAGAGGCUAGAGAAGCUUGCUCAGGCCAAGAAGAAGAAUGACAGACCUUUGAUCGACCGAGUGGCGUUUUUCAGGGAUGCCGUCAAGGAGGGCAACCAUCCCCGACCAUUAUCUGUAGAUGUAGUCCAUGAAAUGGUCAAAAGCUUUGUCCACCAGUAUGACGAGGAGUAUGCGGAAGCAAAGAGCGCACGUCGUCCCGGAAGGCCCUCUAGCACAAAAGAAGACACCUUGAAGGCCAAGGUUGUCAAGUUGGAGAAGGAGUACCAGGCCGGUUUAUAUAUGCCCGAUCUCACCAAGGUUGAAAAUCUCGAUGCGUUGGAGAGGUGGGAGGGCUCAUGGCCCUUCUUGGCUAGUCUUGCCUGGGUGAAAUUUUUGCCAUCUGGCGAGUUGAAGCCAGCAAGCUUUCCUCCUAUGUGAGGGUUGCUUGGAUCAGUUGACUGGUUGAGCACGAAGAUUUCGAAACGAGAGACCAUAACGCACAAUGAUACCCAUGAACUAUCUUGCUUACUUUUUGCAGCAACAAAACGUUACUUUGUUCAAACCCCGUAGAUUUAGGAAGUUAAGGGUGUAAGCCUGCACUUUUGAGAUGAUGUUUGUCCACUGGUCGAUUCCUAUGAAGAUAUUAUAGGGAUUGGAGAGGUGGCAAGAUUUCUUCGCCUAAAAUGUGCUAUUCUAGUUGCAGUUGGAGUCAACGGGUUGUUAUCACAACUUACUUAUAUCUUGGGAUUUUCAGA
This is a messenger RNA of Pyricularia oryzae 70-15, 1034 nucleotides long. RefSeq lists its product as uncharacterized. Gene Ontology annotation, cellular component: nucleus. The record is from RefSeq and is a predicted model, not a curated record. NCBI's taxonomy places the organism in Eukaryota, Fungi, Ascomycota, Sordariomycetes, Magnaporthales, Pyriculariaceae. The transcript is spliced from 4 exons. The coding region runs from base 181 to 717 and encodes 178 amino acids.